This is a messenger RNA of Aedes albopictus (Asian tiger mosquito), 4452 nucleotides long. RefSeq lists its product as uncharacterized. The coding region runs from base 1685 to 3100 and encodes 471 amino acids. Lineage: Eukaryota; Metazoa; Arthropoda; Insecta; Diptera; Culicidae. The transcript has 7 exons. The record is from RefSeq and is a predicted model, not a curated record.
GGGUAAGUGUACCAAUUAUGGCUAUAGUACCAAUUAUUCGCCAUAGUUGAUUUUCACUCUUUAACGAUGUAAAUCAACAAGAAAAAUGUUGUGAACAACAGAUCACGUUCAUAAAAGAUGGUCGCACUCAUUCAAACUCCACAUUUUGCUCAAAUCAUGGAAAAGAUAAAUCAUUUUCCCUAAAAAUUCGGCUUCCUUGCACCCUUUUUCGCCAUAGUGUACCAGUUAUGGUUAACCCCAUAAGGAAUGCAUGCAAAUAGUGCGAAAAGGAACCGAUGUUAAAAAAUGCAACCAUAACUGGUACAGGGUUCCUAUCAUUGGCACACGCUGUAAUAAAUAUUUAAAGUAGUUUUGGCUCCGUUUCUAUAUUUUUCCUGUAAAGUAUGGAAACGAUGCUGUCUUUUAACAUAUUGAUGACAUUCGUUGAUCUUAACGUUAUUUUUGUUCAAAUAGCUUUCCUUAGGUAGUGCCAUAAUUGGUACACGCACCCUAUAUCGAUUAUUCUUCAAAUUAGGUGAAAAAUACUUAAUUUUGGUUGAAAAUUCUCAGUGUUUUCAGCUUGGUCACGACGCUGCCAUUAUAGUUUUUGUUUUCAAACCAAGUGGAUCGCGAGUGUUUGCGCGGCGUUUUUCGGCAAUAAAUAUAAAAAAAAACAACUUGGGAACCGGUUCGUAUUUGAUCGGUCCGGCGUUUCGGUUAUAAUUCUUCGGGAGUCGAUUCCGAUCUGGGACUAGCUAGGAGAACAGGACAGGAAUCGCCAAGUCGCCGGUGUUUUCGGAGCUUCCAUGAGCUACCGACGAGCAACCUCAGCCUGUCUCCGCUGAAUUCGAUUCUCCGUCAGCAACAACAAUCCGCUGAAGUACGGAUCCUUCGUCACCGUCACCGCCACGAAGCAAACAGGCCCAGCUUUGUUGUCUCCGGUGUUAUCGGGGUGUAUGUAACCUUGACAAAAGCCAAUAUCAUCACGUCCAAUAGCGCUGGUCAUUCAGAUUCGUCACGGCUUCCAUCUACACCAAGCAACCCCAGGCUGGUCUCGGCGUGACUCAUCAAACAUAUCUUAUUUAGCAGGUAAGUCAAAUCCCUCUAAGGCUAAUUCAGGUCACAACUGAUUUUUUAUCCGUUAAUCUGCCAGCAGCAACAACCAACGGCCAAAUCUGCCUCGGCUCUUCCGUCCUCGUCACUACUGAUUGAGCAGACGACACAUUGUACUCUCCGGCGUGUCCUUGGCAUCCAGCUGCUGUUGCUUCCGAAUAAAAAGUCGUCCGCUCAGCCCUUUCCGGCAUUGAGGGCCUCCAUCAGCUGCCGGCGAGUAGCCUCAUCCUGUAUCCACCGAAUUAUACGAACCUCCAUCAGGAACCAUCAACGCUGAUCAAGCGAAGCGAGCAGGUCCGGCUUUGAGGGGCCCGGUACCAUCGGGGUCAGCCACUGCAGACAACCUCAACAGUAGUCAAUAUCAGCCGGCAAAAGAAUCAUCUCCACCAUCGUGCUUCCGAAAAAAAGUCAUCCGCUUAGCCCGGUUAUUAUCGGUCACUACAAGCAGCCGUAGAGUGGUACCAGCCUGACUCUGCAGGGUCUUCCCCUGUUUUACAUUACCAGCUUCAGCUACACUGCGUGUCGAUAUUUGCGACCGGUGCACAUCUGCUAGUGAUUUUCCAAUACCGGACUGAAAGUAUCACCAUACAAAAUGGAUCGACUUAAAAAAAAAUUGGAUGGUGGAACCUACGCAAAACUCACAGACAACCUCGUCAAUGAUAUCUCGUUGUGGGAUUUAAGCGCAGAAGACCUCACGAUGAUGGAUAUAACAGAAGUUGGCCCACGCCGGGUCAUCCUUAAUUUUAUUGAUCGUAACCGUGAGUUUGCUGAAAGCCAGGACGAGAAUGUUGCGAAUAACGAUCAAAACGAGUCUCUGCACGAGUUAAGAGCGGAAUCAGUUCGAUCUGUUCUUGAAAAAAAUGGAAAAUUCCUGAAGACUCUGACGAAAGAGCUGGGCUGUGGAUCGGUUCCUAACUCUAAGAAGCUGCUUCAGAUGAACCGCAUACUAACCGAUCAUUUCUUUGGUGAUAUGAUAUUUCACAGAAAGAGGUAUCCCUCGCGCCAGGAAAAGCAGCAGCUGGCUGUACGAAUCCUGGAAGAAUUUCCCCAUUUGAAAAGCACUCGUGUUUCGGAAAAUGCACCGGCUGAGUCAUACUUCUUUUGGAUUCACGGCGGAUUGGUCACCGGCUGUCACACAGGACUGAUCGAAACAAGGGUAGCAAAUAUGCGUAAAGACGUACCACCCGAGGACCGCAAGUUUCGACGCGGGAAGAAAAAGCACAUAGUCGUUACUGAUGACCACAUCAAUAUUGCCGCCCAUAUUUCUGCUCUGAGUCCAACUCCUACAAAUGCUAAGGCAAUCGCUGAUGGCAUGGCUCAAGUCCACGAUUUGCAUGAGUCAAUGCUGCAAAAAAAGGCUGAAAGCAAAUUCCAUAACAUCAUCAAGACGUUGCCACACUUUCUCUCUUAUGAGGGUGAAAUGAUCCUUCAGGCCUACAAUCGGCUCAACGAGGAACCAGCGGAUGGACCUUCUUUAAACACGGUGCUUCGCAUGGGGUUAUUGUGCGACAAGACUAGCUGUUCCGAGGUCGAAGAUGAUGUUAUCAGAGGAGCAUUGAGGCUUCUGAAGGUGUUGUCGAACAAGGGCGUGAAACGAUCUUCGUCUUUACAAAAUGCUACCCUCGGAGAACUGGCUGCAGAACCCCUAAUUAGGUGGAUCACCUUUACUGAGACGCAACCAGGAUUCGACGAGCUGCUGGCGGUUAAGCAAUCGCAAACAGUAUCUGAAGAACCGCAUAUGAUCUGCGUUGCCGAACGCUUCAAGAAGGGAAAUUACUAUUUCGUUAUUGACAGAACUGUUGUGCCCUGCGGAAACUCGUCCGUUAGAGCAGUUGAAAUCUUUUUCAAAUCAUUUCAUGUCUUCGGAGUGAAAGUACCAGUUUUGUUGCGAAAACUUGAUUCAAUCAUCGCAACAAAUGUAUGGCGAACCGCAAACAGCAGCAAAUACAAAGCUGUUACAGAUUUGACCCAGCGGUUUGAGGAAUUUCUCAAUAAUCCAGAAACUUGAAUUUAAACAUGAGGGACAUUUUCAUUGUUAUAAUGAAUUUUUUGUUUUGUUACUAUUUUCAACUGACUGAUCAAAACUUAUGUUGUUAAUGCAUUUGUACUCAAUGGUAUUGAAACUGUAAAAUAAACAUAAAAACAAAAACAUUAAUCCGUCUACCUAGUAUGAGCCUCUGUACGAAUUUGCCCUGGCCUGCUCACUCCCACAGAAAAUAUUAAAACACCGCACACAGUAAAAGUCACAUUUGACUUUUACUGUGCGAACUGUUUUCAAAUUUUCUGUGGGAGUGAGCAGUACGCCAGAUUUGUGCAGUGGCUCAUGUAAGAUAUUUCAAAUUACAGUAAAACGGUAAAACCUCCAUAAGUCGAUAUUGAAGGGACCAUCGACUCAAGGAAGUGGAGUAGUGGAGCAAAAAUCCUUUGGGAAGCUUUUUGGGGGGACCAUCAUAGUAACCCAGAUUUUUUUUUUUCAGUAUGGAAAAAUUUACCUCCAUGAGUCGAUAUCGAGUCAAGGAACAUCGACUCAUGGAGGUUCGACUGUAUGCCUUUUAUUUUCAAUAAGGAAACCUGUAUGAAACUGUGAUGGCUAUAGCUAAUAAUGCUGUUGAUUGAUUUACGAAGUCGUUUGCCUUAGAAAUGGAUGUACACAAAAUUAGGUCAAUUUGUAGAAAAUUAUAUGAGUUAUAGUGAAAAAGUGCCACCAAAAAUAAAUGCUGCCCAACUGGUCGUAUACCAGUUGAGCCAUUUUUUUUUCAUUAAAGAUUCAAUGCCAACUCAAAAUUCCCGAGAAGAGGGGCUACACAACUUUCUAAUCUACAAUAAACACCGUAUCCCACUUCCAAAACCUGCUCGAGUUUUAUAAAGCUCUUCCGAAUUCACUCUUUGUGAAGCUUGUUAAACUACACGCAACACUUUACUAAACGAUAAAUCAUUUAUUUCAUUAGAUUUUGACAUCGGAGACUAUUGGCAAUUUACUCAAAAUUAGGUAAACCCACUUAUACCCAAAAUUGGCUUAUUGGGCCGUAGUGCGGUGCUGGGUAAAAACAACCCAAAAUUGAGUAAAAUCGGUUUUCCGUGUAGGCACCGAGGAAACAUGGCUAGCGCUCUAAUCGCUGCAAUAAUAAUAACUCAUGAGUGAGAUUUAAGCUUGCAUUUAACAAAACUCGUCAUACCUAGGGUCUCAAGUUAGCCUAGUGGUUAAGGCUAUGGAUCGCCAAUUCGGAGACGGCGGGUUCGAUUCCCGUUCCUGUCGAGAAAAUUUUCUCGACUUCCUGGGCAUAGUGUAUCACUGUACUUGCCACAAAAUGUACAAAUUAAUGCAAUGACAGGCAAGGAAAGCCCUUCAUUUAAUAACUG